Messenger RNA from Aspergillus caelatus, 1080 nucleotides. RefSeq names its product dTDP-D-glucose 4,6-dehydratase. The record is from RefSeq and is a predicted model, not a curated record. The coding region runs from base 1 to 1080 and encodes 359 amino acids. The transcript is spliced from 3 exons. Gene Ontology annotation, molecular function: oxidoreductase activity; dTDP-glucose 4,6-dehydratase activity. NCBI's taxonomy places the organism in Eukaryota, Fungi, Ascomycota, Eurotiomycetes, Eurotiales, Aspergillaceae.
AUGACCAUCACUACCAUUGAGCCUAUGACUGGAACCGCCAUAUACGGUCCACGUCCUGGAGUUGAAAACAUAUUAGUCACCGGAGGUGCGGGAUUUAUCGGGUCUUGGAUGUGCCAACACCUUGUGCUCCGGUACCCAGAAUAUAAUAUCAUAUGUCUUGACAAAAUAAGCAGUGUUUCCUCUCUCAACAAUAUUAAGUACAUUCAAGGUCGUACCAACUUUCGUUUUGUUCAGGGAGACCUCUGCGACAAGGAGCACCUAGUUCAUAUCUUAAAGGAGUACGAUAUUGACAGUGUCAUCCACUUUGCUGCAGAGUCCAGUGUACAAAAGUCUUUCUCCGACCCAAUUGCCUUCGUGGACAUGAAUGUAUAUGGGACCCUUUUCUUGAUGGAGGCAAUGCGCAUACACGGGAAGAUUACUAGAUUCGUACAUACAUCUACAGACGAGGUAUACGGCGAGACCUGGGGUGUUAGUGUGGACGAAGAUACCCGCAUGAAUCCUACCAACCCAUAUGCUGCUAGCAAGGCGGCCGCGGAGAUGCUUAUCAUGGCCUAUCAGAAGAGUUUCAAUAUCCCUGGAAUAGUACUUCGGUGCAACAAUAUCUAUGGUCCUGGCCAGUUUCCCGAGAAGCUCAUACCUAAAUUUACAAUGCUUGUCAAUGAUAGCCAGAAAUUGACUAUGCAGGGCAACGGUAGCCGUACGAGGAGCUUUAUCUAUGUAGCUGACGUAGUAGCUGCAUAUGAUGCUGUGCUUCAUAAUGGAAUGGUUGGGGCAGCCUACAAUGUCAGCUCGUCUGAUGAAGUAUCUAUCCGGGAUGUUGCUAUCGAAAUUCUAAAGGCAUUCGGACAUGACAGCCAGGAGGAAUUCGAAAACUUCAUUAUUUCAGCUCCAGAUAGGCCAUAUAAUGACAAUGACUAUGUUGUCAAGGGAGGCAAGCUGAAGGACCUUGGCUGGUCUCAAAAGGUCUUUUUUAACGAGGGCUUAUCCAAGACAGUUGAAUGGUAUCGCAAGCAUGGUGACAGAUGGUGGGAACAGCAGCUUGGCAAUACUAUUGUUUUGCACGGUUCUCACCAUACCUGA